This is a messenger RNA of Medioppia subpectinata, 734 nucleotides long. The record is from the annotation of a GenBank genome assembly. NCBI's taxonomy places the organism in Eukaryota, Metazoa, Arthropoda, Arachnida, Sarcoptiformes, Oppiidae.
AUUGACAGGUGGAAAGGGCUGAACUCCAGGCGCGUAUAGCACUACUGCAGGGCGAGAGGAAAGGCCAGGAGAACCUGAAGAAUGAUUUGGUCCGACGGAUCAAAAUGUUAGAGUACUGUCUCCGCCAAGAGAGAGCCAAAUACCAUAAGUUAAAGUUCGGUUGCGAUCCGCCAAACAUGACCGCCCCUAACGACGAGCUCAAAGAACUCAACUCUGAUCUCGAAGAGUCCCUCAUGAGUGAGUCCGGCGGACAGACAUCUGUCAACUGGAAACAGGGAAGACAACUAUUACGACAAUAUUUACAAGAAAUCGGUUACACGGAUACGAUAAUAGACGUGCGCUCUAAUCGAGUCCGUAGUCUAUUAGGUCUGACGACGAAUACGAGUUUAGAGGACUCGCAGAUUGUGGGUCAGGACUCCGGCGACGGAUCCAAUCGCAAACUGAACGAUACGGACGUCGAGAACUAUAAGACACGAUUAGUUCGGAGAGAUCUGAACCGAAACGCGUGGAAACCCGAGCAGACGAUUGUGACGGACGCCGAGGCCAGCGUUUUGGCCACAUUUGAGUUCCUUAACGAACAAAGAGAGGGACGUAAUAACGAAGAGGGGGACGAGGAGGAGGACGAAGAGGACGGCUGCGAGGAUAUCGACACCGCCAGGAAUGCGGGCCCGUAUGCCAUCGAUUCGGAGACCGAAGAGGUUUUGGCCGAAUUCGACUUCUUGUCCACUCAUCCG